Messenger RNA from Python bivittatus (Burmese python), 2060 nucleotides. Lineage: Eukaryota; Metazoa; Chordata; Lepidosauria; Squamata; Pythonidae. The record is from RefSeq and is a predicted model, not a curated record.
UCAGAUUGCCGCUUCCUCGGCUUUGAAAGCCUGGGUUUUGCUGUAGUCGCUGCUGGCGCCGGUUUUAAAUGUGAACGCAGGCAGAUAAAACGGAAGGAGAAGCAAACAGCGGAAUUUCGCAUCCUCCCGCAGCCAAAGCUACAAAAAGAUGUCAGCAUUCUCAAAACGGACUAGAACUGCAACAAAACCAAGUAUUUCAGGAGAUGAACUGCCUUCCUUCCUUAAAUCAUCUUCAGAAUCAGAAGAUGAACAAUACGAAGAGGAAUGGGACCCCAAAAAGGAAGUCGCAUGUAAGGCCAGAAUGCCAAAACCAAAAGUGCCAAGAGUUGAAAAAAAUUCUUUGACCAAGAAGAAAUCAGCUGUGGCUAGGAAAGGUACUAAGAAGCCAGCAAUGAAAGAAGAGCCGGACACAUCUCUGCCUAUUGCCACACCUGGAGGAAAGGAAAAAAUGACAUUACCGUGGCUGAAGAAAGAGGAAAAUGUCAAUGUGAGAUGUUCAGCCAAAAGGCUCCCAGUGAAAAAAGUUAGCAGCAUUAAAGGUGAACCUGGCUUGGAAGAUGCGGAGGAGCCAUCCACAAGUGCUACAGUGUCUAAAAGAGAAGUCAAGGUGGAAGAGUCUGGGGAGGAUUUUACAUUUGAUGAACCUCCCUUAAAAAAAUUUAAAACAGGAUGUCCUCAGGAGAAUCGUGUAAAAAAUGUUGCAAGUGGCAAACUAAAUGAGGAUCACAAUAUGAACUGGGACAUUGUGCAGGUUUUGUCGCAAAGGACCGAUAUUGAAGAAUGGGUGUGUGCCAACAUAAUCAAGCUUUUCAAUGAUGAUAACACAAUCCCUUUUAUUGUUCGGUAUCGGAAGGAACUUAUCAACAAUCUGGAAGCUGAUGCGCUGCGAGAGGUGCAGCAAAUAAUGGAAGAACUACAGACUUUAGCAAAAAAGGUUCAUGUUUCAAUACAAAAACUUGAGAAAGAAGAAAAGCUCUCAGGAAGUAUUUUAACUGCAUUGUUAAACUGUAAAACGUUGGAGGAGCUGGAUCAUGUGUAUGCACCAUAUAAAACUGGAAGCAAAGGAACUAAAGCACAAAGAGCUAGACAGUUGGGCUUGGAACAGGCAGCCAACUUGCUCAUUGAGAAUCCAAAGGAACUCAAACUAUUCUUCUAUGUCAAGUCCAAUGUUGAAGGACUUUCCACCAUUGAGGAAGUAAAAUCAGGAGUGCAGCAUAUCCUGGCUGACAUGGUUGCUAAAGAUAAAGAAACACUGGAUUUUAUCAGAGAUUUAUGUCAAAGAAAAUACAUUUGCAUUCAGUCAUCUCUGGCAAAACUGACUUCUAAAAAAGUCAAUGAAAAAGAUGUCAACAAAUUUCACUUGUAUCAGAAUUUUUCUUGCAACAUAAAGAACAUUCAACAUCACCAGAUUCUGGCUAUUAACCGAGGAGAGAAUCUGAAAAUCUUGAAAGUAAAGAUCAACAUUCCUGAUGGAGUGAAGAAUGAAUUCUCUAGGUGGUGUGUAAAUAAAAGAUGGAGACCAAAGGCCUAUGCCAACCCUGAAUUAAUGGAACUACUGCGUUAUUCAAUAGAAGAUUCAUAUAAACGUCUUAUUUAUCCCCUUCUCUGCAGAGAAUUCAGAUCAAAACUAACUUCAGAUGCUGAAAAGGAAUCAGUAAUGAUGUUUGGAAGGAAUCUUCGUCAGCUGCUUCUAACAAGCCCUGUGAGAGGUCGAACAUUGAUGGGAGUUGACCCUGGAUACAAACAUGGCUGCAAACUGGCAAUUAUUUCACCAACCAGUCAGAUACUCCAUACAGAUAUUGUCUAUUUGCAUUCUGGUAAAGGAAUCCAUGAAGCUGAGAAGAUUCGGAAACUUCUGUUGGGUCACAACUGUGGCACUAUUGUGAUUGGCAAUGGAACAGCCUGUAGGGAAACUGAAGCUUACUUUGCUGACUUAAUUAUGAAGAAAUAUUUUGCACCUUUGGAUGUCACUUACUGAGGGGCUAAUGUUGAUGAUGGCCCUCCUAGGAUGUUUGGUUCCCAAGAACUUCCUGAUGCUGUCUUCACCUUCCACUAGACCU